Molecule: messenger RNA, 3119 nt
Organism: Carlito syrichta (Philippine tarsier)
Lineage: Eukaryota; Metazoa; Chordata; Mammalia; Primates; Tarsiidae
Gene: TBC1D20
Product: TBC1 domain family member 20
Exons: 8
Coding region: 1-1224 (407 amino acids)
Biological process (GO): positive regulation of GTPase activity; endoplasmic reticulum to Golgi vesicle-mediated transport
Cellular component (GO): endoplasmic reticulum membrane
Molecular function (GO): GTPase activator activity
Source: RefSeq, a predicted model, not a curated record
AUGGGCAGCUGGAUGGCUGGAUGGACGUUUGUACCGAGAGCUCAGUGCCGCUUGUCAACAGACAGACAGUUUAACCACUCAGACUUCAACGCCAAGAGGAAAAAGAAAGUGGCAGAGAUCCACCAGGCUCUGAACAGUGACCCCACCGACGUGGCUGCCCUGCGGCGCAUGGCCAUCAGUGAGGGAGGACUCCUGACAGAUGAGAUCAGGCAGAAGGUAUGGCCCAAGCUUCUCAACAUCAACGCCAGCGACCCCCCGCCGACGUCAGGGAAGAACCUCCGGCAGGUGAGCAAGGACUACCAACAGGUGCUGCUAGAUGUCCGGCGGUCUCUGCGGCGCUUUCCUCCUGGCAUGCCAGAAGAGCAGAGAGAAGGGCUCCAGGAAGAACUGAUUGACAUCAUCCUCCUCAUCCUGGAGCGCAACCCUCAGCUGCAUUACUACCAGGGCUACCAUGACAUCGUGGUCACGUUUCUACUGGUAGUUGGCGAGAAGCUGGCAACAUCCCUGGUAGAGAAAUUGUCUACCCACCACCUCAGGGACUUUAUGGAUCCAACAAUGGACAACACCAAGCACAUAUUAAACUAUCUGAUGCCCAUCAUUGACCAGGUGAAUCCAGAACUCCAUGACUUCAUGCAGAGCGCUGAGGUGGGGACCAUCUUUGCCCUCAGCUGGCUCAUCACCUGGUUUGGACACGUCCUGUGUGACUUCAGGCACGUCGUGCGGUUGUACGACUUCUUCCUGGCCUGCCACCCGCUGAUGCCCAUUUACUUUGCAGCUGUGAUCGUGCUGCAUCGCGAGCAGGAAGUCCUGGAAUGUGACUGUGACAUGGCCUCGGUCCACCACCUGCUGUCCCAGAUCCCUCAGGACCUGCCCUAUGAGAGGCUCAUCAGCAGGGCCGGAGACCUCUUUGUUCAGUUCCCCCCGUCUGAGCUUGCCCGGGAGGCAGCCGCCCAGCAGCAGGCCGAGCGGACAGCGGCCUCGACCUUCAAAGACUUUGAGCUGGCUUCAGCCCAGCAGAGGCCUGACAUGGUGCUGCGGCAGCGGUUUCGGGGACUCCUGCGGCCUGAGGACCGAGCAAAAGAUGUCCUGACCAAACCAAGGACCAACCGUUUUGUGAAACUGGCAGUGAUGGGGCUGACGGUGGCGCUCGGAGCGGCUGCAUUGGCUGUGGUGAAGAGCGCCCUGGAGUGGGCCCCCAAGUUCCAGCUGCAGCUGUUUCCCUGAAAGCCAGAGGAAACACUUCCUCUUCUGUCGUGUGAAGGUCUUCCCUUCCAUGGAAGGAUUAGGAGGGUAGAAUUUCCUUUAUUAAAAGGGUUUCCUGUUCCUGCCACCCUGCCCUGUCUGUCCGUGUGGGCCUUUGCCUUGGAGGUCAGUGCAGAGCCUACCUGACACAGAGGGCAUGUGGGGGCUGGCACAGAAUUCUCACCCCCCUGGGGGAUUCUGGUGUGUUGUCUGCCGCCUCCCCUUGUGUGGGAUGAAGUUGUUUCUUUGGCUCCUGGCUGCCUCUGGAACCUGCUGGGCCUGGUACCCUGGUUACUGAGGAGCCUCCUGGCCACCCAGUAGAAAGUAAACUGGACUGCAGGAUGCCCUCCCUCCUCACGUUCCUGUUCUGUCUGCUUCAGACGGACCAAGGAGGAAGGAGCUGCUGGGGAUGCUGGUUGUAAACUGAAAACAGGAGGCCGAGGGACAUGGCCAGCCUCUUACUGGGGAUUCAUCAGUGGACCAGAAGUCAGGGGUAGAUGUGAACAAGGCAACCAGUGAAUCUACCGAUUUUUAGCCCAGAAAUCCAGUGGGCAUUUCUAGUCAAGUGGGAAAGAAUGUUCAUUUUCAGGGCCUAGCCCCAAACCAGUUUCGUCUGCCUUUGUUUUUCCAUCUUCUCUUCAAGCCACACAACAUUGCUGAUAAAAAAUAAUUUUAUUGCUAUUUUUAGGGUACAUACACACAACAUGUGAAAUACCCUCAUUUGAAAACAACAACAAUAGUUCCUUCAUGGAAAAAACAUUUCUCAUCAGAAGGAUGAGCUUCAGAGUUCCUGAAGUUCGCUUUCUACUCACUUUAGCCAAGCUGCUGUCUGUAACCAGCCCUGCCCUUCCAAAGCACCCACUUUUGGACUGGCUUUCCUGCCUUCCUGUUUUUCUCCAAUCACCCUGCCUCCCCCAAAUAGGCACCCACUCACUGUCUUCACGUGGUUUGGGGGUCUGGUUUAUCUCCCCAGCUGCUGGUCCUGCCUGAUUGGAAGUGUCAUUGGAAACUUGCUGGCACACAGAAUGGGGGAAGCUGUGGCCUGAAGAGCUUGGCAGGAACCUGGAGCAGCCAGCCCUGGCCCUAGCUUCUCAGGAGCUCUCCAGGCCCUGGGAAAUGGGGGUUCGCUCAGUCCGUCUGGGACAGGUUCCUGUAAGCGAAGCUGGGUUUGUUUUUGAUGGAUUCUGGCUUGAACAAAAAGUGCCUUUUGCUGCUUUAAAGACUUGGGGAGCACAACAGGAAGCAGCCACAUACUCCUAUUUUCCUGGGCACUGUUCUCUCUCGGCGGGUGUUUCUGAAUGUGAAUAAGCCAGAAGCACUCCCUCCACCGUGUCCAGACCUUGCGGGCUCCUCGUGUGCCCAUGUGUGCGGGGGAGAAUGUCCGAGUUACGCUAAGCACUUUACAACCAAAAAAGCUCAAGAGUGUUGAGUCGUUCUCCACGGAGGAGCCCACCUGUGUGAGUGUGACGUGGAUGGAUUCAUCAGGACAAAGGAGGUGCCGCCAGGCCCCCAGGUGGUGAAGUGGCAGACACUCCCAGUGUUCCUUGUUCUUCCAGGCAGCAGCCCCUGCCCCUCCUGCCACGAACACUCAAGCCGUUGCAGACACCGAAGGCCUUGAUGGGAAAAGGAAAGGUCCCGCGGUCAGGGUCCCAAGGCCGUGGCUGUGGAAUCCCAGGCAGCAAGUGUCGUCUACUUGUCCUGUGGCCUGUGGCAACUUUUGUUCAUUGUAUAGUUCUGCUGACACCAGUAUUCUCUGAGCUAUCAAGAGGAAAGCGUCGUCUGGUUACCUUCAGGUGGUUUACUUAUUCUGUAAAGAAUAUGUGUACAUAUUUUGUACAGGGCCCUGUAUGAAAUAAACAGCCAUAUGUGGUUACUGA